UAAUCAAGAUACCAAAAAAGUCUUGGUUUUUGACCGACAUUUUCUCUAUUUUUUCGGCCCUUGAGUGCCUCUAAACUCCUGUCAGCCAUGAGCUGGGCUAAGGACGAAUGGAAGGAGGGCUUGAGUGCUUAUGUACUCAAACAUAUAACCGAGUUAGAGCAGCAAAACGAAAGGAUAGUCAAGGACAACAAGCAGAAGCUCUUUCAGCUUGAAAGCUGUACUGCGGCGUUGGAAAAACAAAAAAGAUUAACAGAAGAAGAAAGAGGAAAACAUUCCACGCUAAAAAGAGAAAUCCAGUCUUUAUCUGAGUCCUGUGAUGAAGCUGAGAGGGAUAAACAAAAACUACUCCACGAAAUUCAGCUUAAAGAUGGUAAACUUAGUAGUAUUGAAGGACAACUAAACCGAGUCAAGCAAUGUUUGGAUAACGAGGUGAAUAAAGCCACACAGUUAAAAAAUGAUUUAGAAAAAAUACAAUGCGAACACACGCAGUCCCUGAAGAAGUACGAGAAACAGUCUGCUGAACUAUCUAAACUACAAGAGCACAAUUCUUUUCAAAAGAGACAACUCGAAGGUCAAACUAAUAAGAUAAAAACUUUGGAAUCUCAAUUGCGUCAUUCUGGAGACAACAGCAAUAGAUCUACUUCAUCAAGGUCGUCAAGCCAGUCUAGUAACAGUGAUGGACAAAAUAUGAAUGAUUUUGCUGAGUCUGAUCUUCAAGCCAAAUAUGAUGCUGAAGUACAACAACGGCAAAAGAUUGAACAAGAAUUAAUGCAGUUGAAAAAUCACCUUCAAAAUGGUUCACUGGAAUCAGAAAAGAUUAUUGAAGAGAAGCCAUUGAAUAAUGAUACCAUGCCUGAAAUACCUUCAACUGAAGUUCGAGAAGCAACACAACUCAAGCAACAGAUAACUGAUCUGAAAAAUUCGUUAGCAAAACUAGAGUUACAGCUUCAAUCAAGCCAAAAAGAAUUGAUGAAAAACACUGAAGUACUGCAAGAAAAAGACAUGGAAUUGACAGAAAUAAGACAGAAUUUGGAUAACAAAAUCAAAGAGUCCACUCAUGUUUCUGAGGAAUUGAUGAAGAUGACUAGCCAGUUGGAUAAAACUGUGGUACAACUUGAGGCUUCAGAGAAGAAAUCCAAGCAGUUGAGUCAAGAAUUGGAAUGCCAAAGACACAAUUCUGAGGCAGUUAUCAAAGGCCAUGAAGAAAGAUUGAAGGAAAAAGAAAAACAGUAUAGGGAAGAGGUCUCAUCCCAUGCACAAGCACUGACAGCACUAGAUAAACAACAUCAAGAACUAAUCAACAAAAUGCAACAAGAACAACACACCGCACAGUCAGCACAAAGAGAGCUUCAGGGAAAACUACACCAGAGUCUACGAGAAGCGCAACAGUUAAAGCAACAGUUAACAGACGCGAAGAAUGACGAUUCCAACAAGAACCACGCCAUGAAGGCAAAGGAUCAGACCAUUGCCGAUCUGGGACAAGAAAUCAAAUCUCUAAAACAAGAGAAAAACACCAUGCUUGUUGAGCUGGAUCGUGAAGCGACGAAUAGAAAGAAAUUGGAAGAUCAGCUGAAUGCUGCUAAGAAUGAGAUCACGCGUAAAGAAGACUGCAUCAAGAAUGCUGAUAGCAAAGCAACGGAGAAGAUAGCAGAGAUGGAGAAGAUGAGAAAACAAGCCUUGUGUGACCUCGAAAACUUGCGUACUGUGCAGACCAAGCUAGAGGCAGAGAAUAAAGAACUUAAGAAAUAUCUAGAAGCAUCAUCGUGUAGUACAGGAAAGAAGGAACAAGAAAUGGUGGAGCUGAAAGAAAAGGUAGAAGUGUAUGAGAAAGAUAUUCAGCGGCUGAAUCAAGAGUUGCAUGAACUGAAGGGGAGCAUCAGUGAGAAUAAAGAGAAGCAUUCUAAGCUCGAAGCGAAGCUAAAAGAAGCUGAGCAAAUGACCCAAGCUAAGGACAACGAUGUCAAAAACAUGUGUAACAAGGUUGAAGAACUUGAGCAAAGAUGUGGUUCACUUGUACAGGAGUUGGAGACCAAGAAAAAUGAAUAUGAUGAAAUAAAGAAGAGAAAUUCUGAAAUUCUGAGUAAACAAGAAAAUACCGAAAAGGUACUCGAAGCCAAGACAUCAGAGGUGAACAGCAUGAAGAAGUCAGUGUCCGAGAAUGAAGAUAUUCAAAGGCAACAGUAUUCAGACCAAGAAAACAAGGUCGUUCAACUUGAAAAACAACUAGUGGAAGAGGCAAAUAAAUAUGCCAAACUCCAAAGUGAAGUCCAUAAAGUUAAGGGAGAUCUUGAAGAAGAGAAAAGAACUGAAGAUGAACUGAGGAAGAAACUCAAAGAAAGCUCGCUACUCCUUCGAGAACAACAAGAAAAUGCUACUCGAAAAGAUAAAGACAUAGAAGAGCAGAAAAAGAACUUCAAGAACGAGAUGGUAGUGCUAGAAGAAAAAGUUGCUCUAAUAAAGAAAGAAAAGGAUAAGGAUAAGCAGGAGUUUUCGAGGUUGAUAAGCCAGAAAAACGAAGAACUCUUUGGGUCUUUAGAUGAACUGGAGAAGAAAAGCCACGAGGUGUCGAAGUUAAGAGAAACACAUAUUAACCUACAGAACAUGUUGACUGCACACGAACAAGAGAAAGCAAAGAUGGAGGAAUCUUUUAAAGAGCAAUGCAGGAAUACCGCCAAGAAAGAAGAAGAACUCUUGGCAAAGUGUGAAGAGCUUGAGAGAGAAAAGGCGACUUUCAGUGAGAAGGAGAAAAACCUGAACAUCGCGAACGAAGUUCUGAAACGGGACAUCAAGGCGUUACAAAAUGAUUAUAAGAAAGCGUGUGAUCUUUCUGACACAAAGUCUGAAGACUUUAAAGAAUUAGUCGAUAAGCAUGUAGCUACUACGAAAGAUUAUGAACACUGGAGGCAUCGCGCUCAGCAAGCGGAGACUGCCAUUAAAGACUACGAGCAGCGAAUCAAGGACAUUGCCGAAGAAAAGGAAACAUUACUUAAAGAACUUGCUGUGAAAGAAGAACAAAUCGAAUCGUUGAAGAAAGACUUUGACGCACUUUCAUCUGAAAAGCAAGCAUUAAUUUCAAAGGCAGAAGAGAGAUGUGGACUUUUGGCCGAAAAGAUGGACAAACAAAGUGCAGAGCUGGAAGAAAGAGCAAUGAAAAUUCAAAGCAUGGCGUCCAAGAUUAACGAACUGCAAGCUGCGUUAGAGAACUCGGAUGCCUCAUUUUUGACCCUGAAGGAAGCGUACGAAAACAAAGACAAUGUAAUACAAAAGAAAGAAUCUGAUAUAGAAGAACUUGCUGGGCAACUAAAAACAGCGGAAUCUGCAUUAAUCAAGCUGCAAGGAGAAGUGGAUGAGAAAAACAGGAGUGAUCUUGAGCAGAGGUAUCAACAGCUUGAGCUGCAGAACGAAGAACAGCGGGAGAUAAUCAAGACCAAGGAACAAGAAAUUGUACUCCACCUUAAAGAUUUGGAAAACUUAAGGAGUUGUAGCGAAGAUGAUAUUAUGAACCUGAAACAGAAGCUGGAUGGUCUUGAGAAAGACGUUUCUGAAUUGUUGGAGCAGAAAUCUCACCUGGAAAAUGCUUUAGGAUCCAAAGACAACGAGAUUGAGUCUGUAAGGAGUGAAUACCGAGAGGUAACGAAAUCUCUUACUGAAGCGCAGAAGGUGAUUCAAGACAAUAAGGAAGAGAUUGCUAGAGUAAAUGCGGUCAAGGAAGAAUUAGAGAACAAACUAAAAGCCAUUAUGGAGACAAUUCGUGUGAAAGAACAGGAAGAAGAGCGCAAGACUCAAGAAUUGGCUGAGCUACAAAACAGCUUCGAUUCAAAACUUCAAGAUAUUAACUCCAAAUCCCAAAGUGCAAAUGAAGAACUGGAAAAUCUGAAGAGCCAGGUAGCGCAAAUGGAGCAGUCCCUCGAAUUAUCCAAAAGUAAUCUUAUUCAUGCUCAAGAGGAACUCCAGGCCAAGAAUACUGAACUGCAACAGGUGCAAACAAGCUGUCAGAGCAUGAAGGAGAAGUACGAGGAGCUUAAAACGAGAAAAGAAAGUUUUAUAGAGCAGUCCCAGAAUUUGAAUUUGGCAUUGGAGAUGAAGUCCAAGGAGUUGGAGUCGAGCAGAGAAGAGCUUCAGAAACUGCAGAAUACCUAUGGUAAAGAUACAGCAGAUUAUCAGUUGAAGGAUUCCGAGGCGAAUACUAAGGUUGCUGAGUUGACAGAUGAGCUGCAACGAGUUGGCAAGAGUUUAACGAUUAAGGAAGAGGAAUUGAAAGAAGCGUUGGGGAAAGUUAGUUCCAUGGAAGAAGAAUGCGAAGCUAUUCGAGCACUGAUGGAUGACAGUGCACAGAUGGUUCUCGCCCUACAGGACCAAAACACAGCAUUAGUAGAGAAAGAACAACACUUGGUUGAAUGCCUGGAACAAAAGAAGGAACUUCAAGAAUUACAAGAGAAACAAGAAAGCUUGGAAGUAACCUGCCAAUCAUCUGGCGAACAAAUGUCUUCUGAUCUUGAGAAGAUGAAUCGAGAAAUAGAAGAGUUGAAGAUAAAGCUGUCCACCGCCUGCGAGCUUGAGGAAUCAAGACUUCAAGAAAUAGCUUCUUUGAAAAGUGGCCUGGCAAGCGAAGGAAAAGAAAAAGCUGAACUCGCAACGAAAAUGGAAAUUUUACAAAAUUCGUUUAGCAUUCUACAAGAGGAGAACGCCAAUCUUGUACAGAAAAACCAACAUUUGAUAAAAGUUGUUGAAAACAAGGAUAGCGAGCUGGAUAUGUUGAAAGCAGAGAUAGAGAAUAUCAAGGCAUCUUUGGACACUACGGCUCAGGAAUCUGUAAGCGAAAUGACCGAACUUCAAACGAAAGCAGAUGCAUUAGUCGCCAAGGUUGGACAACAAGAGGAAUUGAUAAACAUCAAAGAACAGCAAUUGAAACAACUCUCUUCCAAGUAUGAAGAGCUACAGAAGGAAUCCAACGGAUUGAGAGCAGAAUUGGAAGAAAAUAAUGCCAUGUUAGGUACCACCAAGGAAGAACUUAGUACACUUGCAAACAAAAAUGAGAUGUUGACUAAAGUGAUAGAAAACAAAAACCAAGAAUUCGAUUCCAAAUCCGUGGAGAGUCAGAAUAAUGUCAACGAGAUUGAAAAUGAAUUCCAACGUCAGAGAGAAAUUCUGUCUAACACCAGAAAAGAUCUAGACGCUGCUUUAUCAGAAAAAGAAAAGGUGUGUCAUCUGCUAGAGGCGAAGGAAAAAGAGGUACUAAAGCUGGUUCAGAUGAAUGAAGAAAACAGGGUAGAGCGAGAUGAAAUGAUACAACGACUUAGUACUGUAGAAAAUGAUUUGCAAGUAAAAUCCGAGGAGUUCAAAUGUUUAGAUGAGCAAAAAGUGCAUUUGGAAAGAAUGAUCGAGACCUUGAAUUCAGAUAAAGAGGUGUUGUUGCAAGAGGGGAAAUCUCUGAAAGGAGAAGCGGGAAUUGAGAUGGAGACAUUGAAGGUGACAAUACAAGAGAACGCAGAAAAAGUCAGACACUUGAGCGAAGAGAAGAUAAAGCUUGAAGAAAGAGUAAAACUUCGAGAAGACGAAUUACAAAAAUCCAGAGAGAAAACCAUACAGCUAGAAAAAGACCUUGAAGGUUUGACAGCUCAGAAAGAGAUCUUACAGAUGGAUUUUGAAGACAAAGAUGAGUUAAUUGAGUCAUACGAGAUACAGAUAAACCAGCUUGAGGGAAUGGUCAAGGAAAUUAAACAAAAAUCCCAAGAGAAGGAGGACAGUCACUGUAUUGUAACCAAGGACAUGGAAGUAUUAAGAUCUCAGCUUGAAGUUACGCAAAUGGACAUCGAGGACAAAGAAGGAUGUAUAGAAGAGUUGACCAGCAAGGUGAACGCCCUAGAAUCACAGGUUAAAAAUCUCAAAGACUCUACUACCAUACUCAAAGAAAACCUUGAGAACGCUCAGGCAUCUUUAGAACAGGCUUCCAUCUCGCUGGACGAGAAGACUAAAGAGUUAGAGCUCGUGAAGACUGAAUCAAGCGCCGAGAAGGAAAAGUCAGGAGAACUUGUAGAAAGUUUACAAAAGACGGUAGAGGAGCUAAGAAAAGAAAGACAGGAUUCCGAACAAAGAGUCGCAGAGAAGGAAGAGUUGGUGGCAAGCCUAAGAGAAGAAAUCCAACUCCUUAAAGUUCAGAUACAAACGCUAUGGAAAGAGAAGGAGGGUAUGCAGGCCACGUUUAGUACAACAGUAGAAUCAUUGAAACACUCUAAGGAGUCUGCAGAAACGAACCUAGAAGAAUUGGAAAAACAAUUGACAAUGACUGCAGGAGAAAUGGAAAGCUAUAAGAACGAGCUGAAUGCACUUCAAACAAGUAUAGCAACGGAACGAAGCAAUCUACUGUGUAGUAACCAAGAAAUGACUGCCCAAAAAGAAUUAGCCCAGAAGGAGAUAAAAGAAGUCCUUGAAAAGCUCCAAGAGACUGAGGAAGAUCUUGGUAGGACAAGGGACGAGCUGAGCAAGGCAAUAGAGGAUAAAGAAGUCUCGGAGAAUAUGCUUGUUGCAGUGGAUGGCAAUUUGCAGACGUUUAAACAAUUGGUCAUCGAGAAAGAACAACGAGUGACAGAACUCGAAAGUUUAUUAGCUGGUAAGGAAGAUGAAGUAGUCAAGCUGAAUGAACUUUCUACUUCUCAAGAAGAAGAGCUUGUAAAGUUGAGGGAAGGAGUGAAUGAGAACAGCCAAGCGAGAGACGCUAUAGUCAAAGAACUCAAAGCUAAAGUAAAAGAAGUCCAAGAAUCUAUGAAGAUGGAGAUUGAGAAUGUGAACGAGGAAUACAAAGUGCAAAUCGAAGAGCUGCAGAAAAGCCAACAGAUUUCCAUAGAAAAUGCAGGACAGCAAAAAACUGUGAUAAUAGAGAUGGAAAAUACCAUGACAAGCCGUAAACAAGAGAUCGUAGAACUGAACCAGGUUAUUGAAUCGAAAUCUGCUGCGCUUGAAGCUAAAAUACUGGAGUUGGAAAAUCUAAAAGUUGAAUGCGAGAAGCUUCAGUCCACACGCGAAAACGUUGAACGAGAUCUUUAUACUGAAGUUGAAGGCCUUAAAAAUGAAAUCCAAGCUAAAGAGGAAGCUGUCAAACGUAUGGAAGAAAAARUAUCGAAUCUUUCUAUGGAUUCCGAGAGCAAAAACGAAGAAAAUAUAAUGGCGUUGUCUUCUGCUAGACAAGAAAACAAGGACCUUCAAGACAGAGUACAAUCAUUGUUAUCCAGCCUUGAAACUGUUGAAGAUGAGCUUAGAAAGAACUGCCUGCGCGUGGAAGAGUUGGAACGGAUUUUACAAGAAACUAAGGAUUUGAAUAUUGCGGAGUACUCGAAGCUGCAASACAAACUGAAAGAGGUAGAGGAGAGCAAAGCUGAAAUUGAGAGGAAGAUCCACCAGGACAAAGAUGAGGUUCUGAACGAAAUGAGCAAGAAGGACAAGGAGUUGACAGAUGCUUURAAUUAUGAGAAAGAACAAAACACAAGCUUGCAGGAAGAGCUGGAUAAAGUGAGAGAUAGGGUGACCAGUUUAAUGCAGACGGUUGAUGAACUUCAGAAGGAACACCAAGGAAAAGUUCUAGAUUUGAAUGCCCAGCUUGAGGAAUCGAGGCAGAGCUACAAGAUGUCCUGCAACAGAGUUGAAGAGCUAUUGGAAGAGAAGCGUGCGCAAUACGAUGCGAUGAUGCUAGCAGAAAGAGAGAGCAACCAAGCUAGAACUGAACUAGAGAAGGAGAUUUCUACCAGCAAACAGCAUGCAAAGACGYUCAAAGAAGAAUUAGACGGGUUUAAACAGAACCUAGAGAAACUGGAAAACGAAAAAAAUUCGCAGGAAGAAAAGCAUAAGAAAAUGGAAACGAGCUUCCAGACAAUGGAACAAAAUUUGAAAGAAUGUGAUAUGAAAUACCAAGAUGAGAUAACUGAACUCUCGAGCCUGCUAGAGACAACCGAGUCAGAAUUGAGAAAGACAGUCGCUGAAAAAGACCAAGUCUCUUCAAUGUUCGAACGAUGUAAAAAAGAAUUGGAUGACACAGUUGCAAGGUUGGAUUGUGUGGAGAAAGAAAAUGAAAAUGCCGAGGUGUUGACAAGACAAACCGUUGAAAUGAAAGGCAUGAUUGAAUUACUGGAAGAGCAAAUAAUGACUUUGAAGGGWGAAAAUGCUGAACUUCUUAGCAAAGUCGAGGAAGAGAGACAGAUCGUUAGUGAGUUGAAAGCACGAAUGGUAACUCUAGAACAGGAUAUCAGCCUUGAAAAAUCACAACAAGAACUAAAUUCUAAUCAACUCAAGGAAAUGAUUGAAGAAUUGGAAAAGAAAAACUCUGAGUUGAACGAAAAGAUUCUGUCAUCGUCUGACAACAGCGAGGAAAAACUGAGAUACACUAACGAGAAAUUGGAAAAAAUAACUGAAGAAAAAGAAGCAAUUGGAAAGCAACUCGAAGAAAAGUGCACAUACGCGAUACAGCUUGAGGAAUCGAACGACGAGCUACUUGAAGUCAAUGAAAAGCUCUGUCAGAAGAUCGAGACAUUAGAAGAACAUCUGCAACAGAAGAUAGAUGAGAUAACAAGUCAUCGUGGUGAAACAAGUAGUGCUAAUCAAGAUUAUGAAGAUGCGUUACAUGAGUUAGUAAAUGUACGGCAAGAAUCGUCCGAAGCUAUCGAAAAACGCGAUGAAAAGAUUAGCAGCUUGACUCACCGCCUGCAAGACACCCAGAAAUCCUUGGACGAGAUGUCAAUUGAAAAGAAACAAUUGGUACGCGAAAAAGAAGACUUGCUGGAUCAAAUAAGUUCGGCUAAACAGAUGAGRGAAGAAGCUCAAAGAAGAGCCGAAGAAAACCUAGUAGGAAGACAAGACCAAAGCGUACUGAUAGACGACAAGAAUACCCAGAUAACAGAACUGAACAACGAGAUUAAUACCCUACAACAGUCCCUUGAAGCUAAGCAACGAGAAUUCGAUGAAAUGAAGGCCUUCUUUGACUCAGCCAAUGAAGAUCUUGAUGUGCUGUGCGAACAGAGAGCAGAAGAAAUCCAGAAAAUGAAGAAAGAAGCUAAGAUAACGCGCGAAGAGGUGCAAGAUCUCGAGAGAAAAUUGAGAGAGAAGGAAGACGAGGUUGAGAGCUUGUCUGAUCAGAUCCUCAAUGUUACAAACCAACUAGAUAGCCUCACUCAARUACACGAAUCCUGCAAAGAUUAUGAAMCUAGAAUGGAGACUCUCAAACAAGAUGUCRAACAAGCGGAAUAUGCUCUUGURCAAGAAAAAAAGAAUUCAGAAGCCWUGUUAAARUCGUUCGAAGAGAGAGAGUCACAAUGGGAGGAAGAAAGAGAAAAACUAGUGUCCUCUGCUGAUAUGGAUAACCAAUAUUUAAAAACAGAAUCAAGUCUCCGUUUUGAAUUGUCCCGCGCUGAAAAUGAAAUAAAGCAGCUAGAAAGUUCUUUGAGGUCUAAAGACGAUGAGCUGACAGCGCUACAGCGGUCUAAUGAAGAGARCGCUUCAGUAAACAAAGAACUUGAAUCACAAUUCAAAUCUAAGAUCGCGGAUCUUGAACAAAAGUACGAGGAAUUGAAGUACGAGAUGAAACAAAAAGAAGAAGAGUUGUUCGUACUCCAGGAGAAGUUAAGUGAAAAAGAAGCCCAAGUUGAAAGUAUGGAAAAGAAGUUGACUUGCUCGGAGGAAAUAGAGUUGGAAUUACGUCAUCACUUGGGUGACGUCACACAGCAGUUAGAGAAGUUGCGUGAAGCAAGUAUGGAAGAGAAUACGAGCAGUGAUGAAAUGGAAAWACUGCGCAAAGAGCUAAAGGAUGCUUUGGAACAGAUUACCGGUCUCAAAGAAGACGCUGAAAAAAGAGACGCUCAGUUUGAAGAAGAAAAAUCCCAAAUCGUUGAAGCUGCCAAAGAAUUUGCUGUAAAACGAGAAGACGAAUUUGAACAGCAGAUAGUAUCAAAAGAAGAACAAAUAAACUCUGUAGAAAAUCAGCUAAACCAGCUUAAACAUCAACUCCAGUUAGCACAAGAAUCCCAGAAAGCGCUGCUUGAAGCUGCUGACGAGAGAGAACGAGAAUACGAACAGGCAAGGAAUAAAAUGCAAGACGGCAGCUUGACACACGGCAAAUUUGUCCAACUCUCGCUGCAACUUAAAUCUGAAAAGCAAAAAGUUCAGCAGUUGGAAGAAAACUGUAAGAGAUUGCAAGAGAUAAUUGAUGAAGGGCAGUUAACGAUGUCUGCAUUGCAGAAACAACUAGAUGGGAUGAACAAAAACCGCAAUAAUGAACAGAAAGGACUUGAAGCUGAAGUCAAUGCGCUAAACGACGAAAUCAAAUCCGUUGAAGCCGAACUUAAGCAAGCAAGAGACGCUCUCUCCAAGGAAAAAACACGUGUGAAAGAAUUAACAGUUGAAAAUGAAAACUUUCAGAUAACCUUGAAGGAAUUCCAGAGUUUAGCACAGAGGGAGAGAGUACAUUCUUCUGAAACUGAAGAAGAAUGCAAGGUAUURAAAGAACAGCUGAAUGGGAUGAUGAGCGCGAAAAGCGAGGCUGACAUGGAAAAAGAGGAAUUGAUCGUCAGUGAGUCGAAUGAGAAAGUGAAGUUGAGAGAAAUUGAACGACAACUKGAAGAGCUUCACGCUCAACUUGAAACUGAGACGCAGCUCAAGAAAGAGCUCGAAGAAAAAGUAGAUAAAUUGAAAGCAGAAUCGAGGGAGAAAAUGGAAAGUUUGGAUGCUGUUAAAGAAGAAAAACUAAAGUUGCAAGAACAGAUAAAAUCUCUAGAGAAAGAAGGCCAAAAAGCCCAGAAAGAGAAUGAAGAGCUGGCUAAACUUUUCAAAGAACUUGAGACAAUUUACUAUGAGAAGGAGAAAGAACUGGCAGAAGCGAACAAGAAGCUCAAGAAAGUUGAAGAAGAGCUUGCGAGGUUGUGUAAAGACCGCGAGGAAGAAGUCGAGUUCUUGAAGGURCAGCUGUUGCUGGCAGAAGAGAAGUGUUCGAAUUUGCGCCGAGAGCUUGAAGAAGCGCAAUCUAGAGGUUCAAACACGCAUGAUAACUCAGUACAAGAUUCCACAACUGAAGUUAUGAAGCUAAAAGCGCGAGUACAGGAGCUUGAAGCCAGKUAUAACAAGUCUAAGGCAUCUGUUGCUAAACUAGAUGGUGAACUGUGUCCYCUUCGAUGUAAGGUCUCAGAACUAGAGGACGAGAAUACGUCACUGAAGCUGAGACUAAAGACUAAACGUGGUGAUGAACCAGUAGAUAUUACUAGCAGAGGAUUACAAGAGAAGGUACAAACGUUAGAAGAAAAUCUAUCCAAAGAGAAAAGCCGAGCCGACGAAGAAACGAAAAAAUUCCACGAAACWGUCGACGAAUACCACGCCUUCAUUAAGAAGUACAAAAAUCUAGAACGACAGAAUACUAGUUUACAAAGACGACUUCAAUUUGCAACAGAAAAGCUAAAGAAGAAAAAUGAGCCAGCUGAUAAUGGUAAUAGCGAACCAGUCGAUGCAUCGCCUGAAGUUACCAGCCCAGAGAUUAAACAAUUUGCAACUGUUAGUUCAACGAACACAGCAAGUAUGUUGUCACCUCUAGCACGAUCCAUGUCAUCAUUGGGUAUCGCUACCGCAUCGUCUACUGUGACGACGGCCGCAAUCACCGACAACAAGCAUCUGCCAGCAAAAACCCUUGUUCCUCCUCCAAGACCAGUAGUUCAGGAAUCGGCUUUGCCUAUUCGUCCUGUCAGUAAAUUGAAUAAAAGAGUCGCUGAACGAGAAACGUACAGUGUACCAAAGCGUCAUCGACUCACAAGUCAAGGGGACUCGGUGUCCGGGACAUCCGCGCACCAGGAACCAAAUACAGCAGCAUGUAACAGCCCCGAAAGCGAACUCCCUGAGGGACUACCCGAGAUUGUAAGCAUGGGCUUCAAUGACAUCYCUGAUGUUCCAAUCAAAUCUCCAUUUAUCUUGAGAAGAACGACCACUCAGCUGCCUCGUCCAGAUAAAUCAUCACUGGAUAAACAAGGAAUUCGAACGAGAAGUCAGAUCGCUAGAGUAACACAGAAAACACAUAUACCAACAAUGAACCGCGCUACUGCGAAGGAAAAUCCCUCCGGUCUUCGAUCUCCACCUCGCGGGCCCUCUCGUCUAGUAGCACCACAGACAGUCCUGUCUCCCCGUAAAACUAACAUCCCAAGACCAUCAGAGGGACCAACACCGAAGAAAGCUCAUCUAUCGUCUAAUGUUGGUACUAAACGACCUGGUCAGUCCAGGGCAUCUAGACGGUCACUAGGAAAACAUGUGGCACCUCGUGGUUCUUCCCUCAAGCAGCCCAUGAAGAUCAAACCAUUAGAAGGAUCUCCUGCAAGACCGAGUGAAGACGACCCCGACAAAUGCGCCAUGCAGUAAUGAUAGCACGCUAAUGAAAGACAUCUUCUCGUACGGUUUUGUUAGCUUAUURCAAAAAGAUAUCCCGUUUGAUUGUUAUGCUUUUUACAUCGAAAAAUAAAUGCUCGCUCGAAAAUGCGAAUACUCUUCCAUAAUUGUACAUAAAAAAGGCACACUUUAUUUGCUUUCAUUUACGAUAUUGUAGCUUUAAAUUUCGAUUUUUAAAUUUAGCUUGGUUAUCCUAUUUGCUUGUACGGCUUGUUGUGAAUGUUACUUAUCAUCUUAUCUAGCUAAUGCGUUACUGCUUUUAGGCCUUAACCCAAGUGGGUCUUAGUACCCAAAAAGACAAUAUAUUGGGGGAAAUGUUUUCAUGGCUUCAAGGCCGCCAUGAUGGAGGGCAGAAACAAUAAGCAAUUUUUGGAUGACAGAAGAUUUGAAUUWCCAAAAGGGAACAUUUCUAUAGUUUUGCCCUUCAACAUGGCUGUCGUGAAGUUGCUCUGUUUAAAGCCAUCUUUGCAACGCCGCUCUUAGUCUCGGACGAUGAAUGAAAUAGAUGUUUUAGCGGGAAAUAUUUCAGUAUAUCUUGACUAAGUUGAUCUUCCUUUCAAUUUCGUAUGCGACUAAGAAAGACACAGGAAAACGAGGACAGAGAAUAUACAUAUAUUUCAUGUAGUUACAGUAUUAUUCGAUAUUUGUAAAUAUUAAUAAAUAAUUUCAACAUAUGUGAGCAUUA
Molecule: messenger RNA, 13087 nt
Organism: Actinia tenebrosa (Australian red waratah sea anemone)
Lineage: Eukaryota; Metazoa; Cnidaria; Anthozoa; Actiniaria; Actiniidae
Biological process (GO): regulation of G2/M transition of mitotic cell cycle; mitotic cell cycle; metaphase chromosome alignment
Cellular component (GO): chromosome, centromeric region; spindle pole; nucleus
Molecular function (GO): microtubule binding; dynein complex binding
Source: RefSeq, a predicted model, not a curated record